Molecule: messenger RNA, 1380 nt
Organism: Papaver somniferum (opium poppy)
Lineage: Eukaryota; Viridiplantae; Streptophyta; Magnoliopsida; Ranunculales; Papaveraceae
Exons: 3
Coding region: 1-1380 (459 amino acids)
Source: RefSeq, a predicted model, not a curated record
AUGGUCGUAACAAAUGCAGCAAAUCCCGAACCAUUGAAUCGAAUAAUCGCCAGAGGAAACAGAUCCGACGAUCCAGAUUACGUCCCAGAAGACUCAGACUAUUUCGACAACGAAGAUCAAAGGCCAAAGCAAAACCCAACCAACGAUGAUCACCAUCGUGCAAUGGAGGAUCUUCGUGCCGAAAUGAUGUCGGAGAUCAAGAAACUAAAAGCCAGGCAAGGAGGGGGAAGCCUAGAAGAGGACGAUGCAGUCCUCUGCAGGUAUUUUCCUUCAAGUCUAAAGAGAUCAGCACUAUCUUGGUUCGACAACCUACCGCCCAAAUCCAUCAACUCAUAUGGCCAGCUCACUGAGAAGUUCUUUGAAACCUACAUGUACAACAAGGUUGUCAACGUAGUAAUGAAUAAGCUCUUCUCGCUGGCAACCGCUUACAAAGAGACAAUCAGGGAGUAUACCGACAGAUGGCACAGGAUUUUUCAAGCCAUAGGAAAUGUAGAUCUAGUGGUCAGCAUCAACUGUUACAAGUGGGGACUGGAUAGAAUGAUCCCGUUAUUUGUGGAGAUCCAUGGAAGUGUCCGUAAGAAAAAAGGAGACCUUCGAGUAAUCAUUGAAAAGCACGCCAGUCUAGAAGAGAUCCAGCGGGAAAACCCUAGGGCCCAAGCUCAAAGAUCUCAUCGAACUAACUACGUAGAACAAACCAACAGAUCAAAGAGGGGCGGUUCAGCUGAACGUCCUAAUGAUGAUAAAAGAGGAAGAAGGGAUGAUCGACGACGUGACGAUCGGAAAUUCGAAGAUCAACUCUUCACGAAGUUGAACACAAACUACGCCCGCAUCCUCAGGGAGAUCAAAGGCAGGGAAAACCUUGAGUGGCCAUGGUCCAAAGGGAAGCAUCCCCCCAAAUCCGAAAAAUCAAGAGAUUACUACGAAUAUCACUGUUUCAACGGCCACCGAACCGAGAAGUGCAAGAAUCUCAAGAUAAUGAUCCAAAAGUUAAUUGACGCAGGUGACCUAAAGCAGUACAUACAGAAGGAAGAAAACGAAGAUAGGACCAAGCGCAGUAAGAAAGUUCAAAUUCCAGAGGGAAACAUAACAGUUAACACCAUCUCAUGUUCCGAAGCUACAGGAACCUCGCUAACGUCACAAAUAUGGAAAAUGUUAAGGAAACAAUUCGAAGACUACUGGUGCAAUAUCAAGAAGAUCCUCAUUGAUGGAGGGAGUUCAGUUAAUGUUCUAUUCUACUACACAUUCAAACGAAUGGAGCUUAACGAUGAACAACUGAUGUCUUUGUAUUAUACCAUCUACGGAUUCAAUGGGGCACCUACAAAGCCAUUAGGAGAUAUUGUUUUAAAAGUGGAUGCAGGACCAAUAAAAGUGGAUACUUGA